This is a messenger RNA of Tachyglossus aculeatus (Australian echidna), 8559 nucleotides long. RefSeq names its product mechanistic target of rapamycin kinase (gene MTOR). Gene Ontology annotation, biological process: protein phosphorylation; negative regulation of macroautophagy; TOR signaling. NCBI's taxonomy places the organism in Eukaryota, Metazoa, Chordata, Mammalia, Monotremata, Tachyglossidae. Bases 43 to 7611 code for a protein of 2522 amino acids. Gene Ontology annotation, molecular function: protein binding; protein serine/threonine kinase activity; protein-containing complex binding. The transcript has 57 exons. Gene Ontology annotation, cellular component: TORC2 complex; nucleus; TORC1 complex. The record is from RefSeq and is a predicted model, not a curated record.
ACCCACAGGGCUUGAUGCGCGGAGCCCCAAGCCUCUGCCACCAUGUCGGGCACCGUGAUGAUACUACAGCAGUUUGCCAGCGGCCUGAAGAGCCGGAGUGAAGAAACCCGAGCCAAAGCUGCCAAGGAAUUGCAGCAUUAUGUCACCAUGGAGCUCCGCGAGAUGAGUCAGGAGGAGUCAACCCGCUUCUACGACCAACUGAACCAUCACAUAUUUGAACUGGUCUCCAGCUCAGAUGCCAACGAGAGGAAAGGUGGCAUCCUGGCCAUUGCCAGCCUCAUAGGAGUGGAAGGCGGCAAUUCCACCCGGAUUGGCAGGUUCGCCAACUACCUGCGCAACCUCCUGCCUUCCAACGACCCCGUCGUCAUGGAGAUGGCGUCCAAGGCCAUCGGCCGGCUGGCUAUGGCGGGGGACACCUUCACCGCCGAGUAUGUGGAGUUUGAAGUGAAGCGGGCCCUGGAGUGGCUGGGGGCGGACCGGAACGAAGGCCGGAGACACGCAGCCGUUCUGGUCCUGCGGGAGCUGGCGAUCAGCGUCCCCACGUUCUUCUUCCAGCAAGUACAGCCCUUCUUCGACAACAUCUUCGUGGCCGUGUGGGACCCUAAGCAGGCCAUUCGCGAGGGCGCGGUGUCCGCCCUGCGGGCGUGCCUGAUCCUCACCACCCAACGGGAGCCCAAAGAGAUGCAGAAGCCACAGUGGUACAGGCACACGUAUGAAGAAGCGGAGAAGGGCUUUGAUGAGACGCUGGCCAAGGAGAAGGGCAUGAACCGGGAUGAUCGAAUCCACGGGGCCUUGCUGAUCCUCAACGAACUGGUGCGAAUCAGCAGUAUGGAGGGAGAGCGCCUGCGGGAGGAGAUGGAGGAAAUCACGCAGCAGCAGCUGGUCCACGACAAAUACUGCAAAGACCUGAUGGGCUUCGGGACCAAGCCGCGCCACAUCACCCCCUUCGCCAGCUUCCAGGCCGUACAGCCCCAGCAGCAGUCGAACGCCUUGGUGGGGCUGUUGGGGUACAGCGCCCACCAGGGCAUCGUGGGAUUCGGGGCCUCGCCCCUCCCGGUCAAGUCAACCCUGGUGGAGAGUCGCUGUUGCCGAGAUCUGAUGGAAGAGAAGUUCAAUCAGGUGUGCAUCUGGGUGCUCAAGUGCAGAAACAGCAAGAACUCCCUCAUCCAGAUGACCAUCCUCAACUUGCUGCCUCGCCUGGCUGCCUUCCGGCCUUCCGCCUUCACAGACACGCAGUAUCUCCAAGACACCAUGAACCACGUACUGAGCUGCGUCAAGAAGGAGAAAGAGCGUACGGCAGCAUUCCAGGCCCUGGGGCUGCUCUCUGUAGCCGUGAGAUCCGAGUUCAAGGUCUACUUACCCCGAGUUCUGGACAUCAUUCGAGCGGCUCUUCCUCCGAAGGACUUUGCCCAUAAGAGGCAGAAGGCCAUUCAGGUGGACGCCACCGUGUUCACUUGCAUCAGCAUGUUGGCCCGAGCCAUGGGACCUGGCAUUCAACAGGACAUCAAAGAGCUGCUGGAGCCCAUGCUGGCCGUGGGGCUCAGCCCCGCCCUGACGGCCGUGCUGUAUGACCUGAGCCGCCAGAUCCCGCAGCUGAAGAAGGACAUCCAGGACGGGCUGCUGAAGAUGCUGUCCCUCGUCCUGAUGCACAAACCCCUGCGGCACCCGGGCAUGCCCAAGGGCCUGGCCCACCAGCUGGCCUCGCCCAGCCUCACCAACCUGCCCGAGGCCGGCGACGUAGGCAGCAUCACCCUGGCCCUCCGCACCCUUGGCAGCUUCGAGUUCGAAGGCCACUCUCUGACCCAGUUUGUCCGCCACUGCGCGGACCACUUCCUGAACAGUGAGCACAAAGAGAUCCGCAUGGAGGCGGCUCGCACGUGCUCCCGCCUGCUCACCCCCUCCAUCCAUCUCAUCAGCGGCCACGCCCACGUGGUCAGCCAGACCGCAGUCCAGGUGGUGGCCGACGUGCUCAGCAAACUGCUCGUGGUUGGCAUCACCGACCCAGACCCCGACAUCCGUUACUGCGUCCUGGCCUCCCUGGACGAGCGGUUCGACGCCCACCUGGCCCAGGCGGAGAACCUGCAGGCCCUGUUCGUGGCCUUGAACGACCAGGUGUUUGAGAUCCGAGAGUUGGCCAUCUGCACCGUGGGCCGGCUGAGCAGCAUGAAUCCGGCCUUCGUCAUGCCCUUCCUGCGCAAGAUGCUCAUUCAGAUCCUGACGGAGCUGGAGCACAGCGGGGUGGGCAGAAUCAAGGAGCAGAGCGCUCGCAUGCUGGGCCACUUGGUCUCCAAUGCCCCCCGUCUUAUCCGCCCGUACAUGGAGCCCAUUCUGAAGGCUUUAAUUUUGAAGCUGAAAGAUCCAGACCCUGAUCCGAACCCGGGGGUGAUCAAUAACGUCUUGGCCACCAUAGGGGAGCUGGCGCAGGUGAGUGGCCUGGAAAUGAGGAAGUGGGUUGAUGAGCUCUUCAUCAUCAUCAUGGAUAUGCUCCAGGACUCCUCUCUAUUGGCCAAAAGGCAGGUGGCUCUCUGGACCCUGGGGCAGCUUGUGGCCAGUACUGGCUAUGUGGUGGAGCCGUACAGGAAAUAUCCUACCCUCUUGGAGGUGCUGCUAAACUUCCUGAAGACCGAGCAGAACCAGGGAACCCGCAGAGAGGCCAUCCGGGUGUUGGGGCUGUUGGGCGCUCUGGAUCCCUACAAACACAAAGUGAACAUCGGCAUGAUUGACCAGUCCCGAGAUGCUUCUGCCGUCAGCCUGUCCGAGUCCAAGUCUAGCCAGGAUUCCUCUGACUACAGUACCAGCGAGAUGUUGGUGAACAUGGGCAACCUGCCACUGGAUGAAUUCUACCCUGCUGUGUCCAUGGUGGCCCUGAUGAGGAUCUUCCGAGACCAGUCCCUGUCUCACCAUCAUACGAUGGUGGUCCAGGCCAUCACCUUCAUCUUCAAAUCUCUGGGGCUCAAAUGCGUGCAGUUUUUGCCCCAGGUCAUGCCCACGUUCCUCAACGUGAUCCGGGUCUGCGACGGGGCCAUCCGGGAGUUCCUGUUCCAGCAGCUGGGAAUGUUAGUGUCCUUCGUGAGGAGCCACAUCAGACCCUACAUGGAUGAAAUCGUCACCCUCAUGAGAGAGUUCUGGGUCAUGAACAGCUCAAUCCAGAGCACAAUCAUCCUACUCAUCGAGCAGAUAGUGGUUGCCCUCGGGGGUGAGUUCAAGCUUUACUUGCCCCAGCUGAUCCCCCACAUGUUACGGGUCUUCAUGCACGACAGCAGCCCAGGACGCGCCGUUUCCAUCAAGUUGUUGAACGCCAUCCAGCUGUUCGGGGCCAACUUGGACGACUACCUGCAUUUGCUGCUGCCUCCAAUCGUCAAGCUGUUCGAUGCCCCCGAUGCUCCCUUAGCGGCUCGCAAGGCCGCCCUAGAGACCGUAGACCGUUUGACAGAGUCCCUGGAUUUCACCGAUUACGCCUCCCGGAUUAUUCAUCCCAUAGUGCGGACGUUGGAUCUGAGCCCAGAGCUGCGGCCCACUGCCAUGGACACUCUGUCUUCGCUCGUCUUCCAGCUGGGGAAGAAGUACCAGAUUUUUAUCCCAAUGGUCAACAAAGUCCUAGUGCGGCAUCGAAUCACCCACCAACGCUAUGACGUGCUCAUCUGCAGGAUCGUUAAGGGCUACACCCUGGCUGACGAGGAGGAGGACCCUUUGAUUUAUCAGCAUCGGAUGCUGAGGACUAGCCAAGGGGAGACUCUGGCCAGCGGGCCAGUGGAGACCGGCCCCAUGAAGAAACUGCACGUCAGUACCAUCAACCUGCAGAAGGCCUGGGGAGCGGCUAGGAGGGUGUCGAAGGAUGACUGGUUGGAGUGGCUGAGGCGGCUGAGCCUGGAACUGCUGAAGGAUUCCUCAUCGCCUUCGCUGCGCUCCUGCUGGGCCCUGGCUCAGGCUUACAACCCCAUGGCCAGGGACCUCUUCAAUGCCGCAUUUGUGUCCUGUUGGUCUGAGCUGAAUGAAGACCAGCAAGAUGAGCUGAUUCGGAGCAUUGAGCUGGCCCUGACCUCCCAGGACAUAGCAGAAGUCACGCAAACCCUCCUGAACCUGGCUGAAUUCAUGGAGCACAGCGAUAAGGGCCCGCUGCCACUGAGAGACGACAACGGUAUCGUCCUGCUUGGGGAGAGAGCGGCCAAGUGCCGAGCGUAUGCCAAGGCAUUACACUACAAAGAGCUGGAGUUCCAGAAGGGCCCCAGCCCCGCCAUCCUAGAAUCGCUCAUCAGUAUUAAUAAUAAACUACAACAACCGGAAGCAGCUGCUGGUGUGCUGGAAUAUGCCAUGAAGCACUUCGGAGAGCUGGAGAUCCAGGCCACCUGGUAUGAGAAGCUGCAUGAAUGGGAAGAUGCCUUGGUGGCCUACGAUAAGAAAAUGGAUACCAACAAAGAUGACCCCGAACUGAUGCUGGGCCGAAUGCGCUGUCUUGAGGCCUUGGGAGAAUGGGGGCAGCUCCAUCAACAGUGCUGUGAAAAAUGGACCCUGGUGAAUGACGAGACCCAAGCCAAGAUGGCCCGGAUGGCCGCCGCUGCCGCCUGGGGAUUAGGUCAGUGGGACAGUAUGGAAGAGUACACGUGCAUGAUCCCCCGGGACACCCAUGAUGGGGCGUUCUACAGGGCCGUGCUGGCGCUGCAUCAGGACCUCUUCUCGUUGGCCCAGCAGUGCAUAGACAAAGCUAGAGACUUAUUGGAUGCCGAGCUGACUGCCAUGGCGGGAGAGAGCUACAGUCGGGCGUAUGGGGCAAUGGUUUCCUGCCAAAUGCUGUCGGAGCUGGAGGAGGUUAUCCAGUAUAAACUUGUCCCUGAGCGACGGGAGAUCAUCCGCCAGAUCUGGUGGGAGAGGCUGCAGGGCUGCCAACGGAUUGUCGAGGACUGGCAGAGAAUCCUCAUGGUCAGGUCUCUGGUCGUCAACCCGCACGAGGACAUGAGAACCUGGCUAAAAUAUGCCAGCCUGUGUGGCAAGAGCGGCAGACUGGCUCUCGCUCAUAAAACCCUGGUCUUGCUCCUGGGAGUUGACCCUUCUCGACAGCUGGAUCAUCCGUUGCCAACGGUUCACCCGCAAGUGACCUACGCGUACAUGAAGCACAUGUGGAAGAGCGCUCGCAAGAUCGACGCCUUCCAGCACAUGCAGCACUUUGUCCAGACGAUGCAGCAGCAGGCCCAGCACGCCAUCGCCGCCGAGGACCAGCAGCACAAGCAGGAGCUCCACAAGCUCAUGGCCCGCUGUUUCCUGAAACUGGGAGAAUGGCAGCUGAACCUGCAAGGCAUCAACGAAAGCACAAUCCCUAAAGUCCUCCAGUAUUACAGUGCCUCCACCGAGCAUGACCGCAACUGGUAUAAGGCCUGGCACGCAUGGGCAGUGAUGAACUUUGAGGCCGUGCUGCACUACAAACAUCAAAACCAGGCCCGAGAUGAAAAGAAGAAACUGCGCCACGCCAGCGGAGCCAGCAUCACCAGUGCCAACACGGAGGGGAGUAACAGCGAGAGCGAGGCAGAAAGCGCCGAGAACAGCCCCAUUCCAUCUCCUGUGCAAAAGAAAGUCACUGAGGAUCUGUCCAAGACGCUGUUGCUAUACACCGUUCCUGCCGUCCAGGGUUUCUUCCGCUCCAUCUCUCUGUCUCGGGGCAACAAUCUCCAGGACACACUCAGAGUCCUCACCUUGUGGUUUGACUAUGGUCACUGGCCAGAUGUCAAUGAAGCCCUGGUAGAAGGCGUGAAGGCAAUCCAGAUCGACACUUGGUUACAGGUUAUCCCCCAGCUCAUUGCAAGAAUCGAUACUCCCCGGCCCUUGGUGGGACGCCUAAUUCAUCAACUCCUCACGGAUAUUGGCCGAUACCAUCCACAGGCUCUGAUCUAUCCACUGACCGUGGCAUCCAAGUCCACCACCACUGCCCGUCACAAUGCGGCCAACAAGAUCCUGAAAAACAUGUGUGAACACAGCAACACCCUAGUCCAGCAGGCCAUGAUGGUGAGUGAGGAGCUGAUCCGGGUGGCCAUCCUGUGGCACGAAAUGUGGCACGAAGGCCUGGAAGAGGCUUCCCGCUUAUACUUCGGGGAGAGGAACGUGAAAGGGAUGUUUGAGGUGCUGGAGCCACUGCACGCUAUGAUGGAGCGGGGACCCCAGACCCUGAAGGAAACGUCAUUCAAUCAGGCAUAUGGUCGGGAUUUGAUGGAGGCUCAAGAGUGGUGCCGGAAGUACAUGAAAUCUGGGAACGUCAAGGACCUAACCCAGGCGUGGGAUCUCUAUUAUCACGUGUUCAGGAGGAUCUCAAAACAGCUACCUCAGCUUACUUCCUUGGAGUUGCAGUACGUGUCCCCCAAACUUCUGAUGUGCCGGGACCUUGAAUUAGCUGUUCCAGGAACCUACGAUCCCAACCAGCCCAUCAUCCGCAUUCAGUCCAUAGCACCGUCGUUACAGGUCAUCACAUCCAAACAAAGGCCCAGGAAGUUGACACUAAUGGGCAGCAACGGCCAUGAGUUUGUCUUCCUUCUGAAGGGCCACGAGGACCUCCGACAGGAUGAACGGGUGAUGCAGCUGUUUGGUCUGGUCAACACCCUUCUGGCCAACGACCCGACCUCUCUGCGGAAAAAUCUGAGCAUCCAGAGAUAUGCCGUCAUUCCCUUAUCGACCAAUUCAGGACUAAUUGGCUGGGUCCCCCACUGCGACACUUUGCACGCUCUCAUCCGGGAUUACAGGGAGAAGAAGAAGAUCCUUCUUAACAUCGAGCAUCGCAUCAUGUUGCGGAUGGCUCCAGAUUACGACCACUUGACUCUGAUGCAGAAGGUGGAGGUAUUUGAACAUGCCGUCAAUAACACUGCAGGAGAUGAUCUAGCCAAACUGCUCUGGCUAAAAAGCCCCAGCUCUGAGGUGUGGUUUGACCGAAGAACUAAUUACACCCGUUCUUUAGCUGUCAUGUCGAUGGUUGGGUAUAUUUUGGGCUUGGGAGACAGGCACCCAUCCAACCUGAUGCUGGACAGGCUCAGCGGAAAGAUCCUGCACAUUGACUUUGGAGACUGUUUUGAGGUCGCGAUGACCAGAGAGAAGUUCCCAGAGAAGAUUCCAUUUAGACUGACGAGAAUGUUGACCAAUGCAAUGGAGGUGACUGGCCUCGACGGAAACUACAGAAUCACCUGUCACACCGUAAUGGAGGUUCUCCGCGAGCACAAAGACAGUGUGAUGGCAGUGCUGGAAGCCUUCGUUUACGAUCCCUUAUUGAACUGGAGGCUGAUGGAUACAAACACAAAAGGCAAUAAGCGAUCACGAACAAGGACAGACUCCUACUCAGCUGGCCAGUCUGUAGAAAUGUUGGAUAGUGUGGAGCUUGGCGAAACCUCCCACAAGAAAACUGGGACCACAGUGCCUGAAUCCAUCCAUUCUUUCAUUGGUGACGGUUUGGUGAAACCAGAAGCUCUGAAUAAGAAAGCCAUUCAGAUUAUUAAUAGGGUUCGAGAUAAACUCACCGGUCGGGAUUUCUCUCACGACGAAACCCUGGAUGUUCCCACCCAAGUCGAGCUGUUGAUCAAGCAGGCGACGUCCCACGAGAACCUGUGCCAGUGCUACAUUGGCUGGUGCCCAUUCUGGUAACAGACGGUCCUGAAAUACCCAGAGCUUUUCUCCGGAGGCUUUUCACUUCCACGGUAUACUUCCGCUAGAUUGAAAACCCUGGACCGAACGUGAACUUUUUGUCAAAUGUUUUGAAAUGUAAAUGAAAAGAACUACUGUAUAUUAAGAGUUGGUCUGAGCCAACUUCAUAGCUGCUGUUGAAGAACAUACACGAAAUAUAAGACUCGAUUUGGUUCCCGGGACAGCGAAGGGUAACUAUACCACGUAAAACAGAGCACUUGGUCUCUGGGGACGGACGAUCCAUAAAUUGAGAAAUACGGGUUUGUCGUGACUCGGUCAGCGCGAAUAUGUCUGCUGACGGAAGGGCGAUUCCGCCGGCUCUGGACCCGUGGAUUCCGCCAAUUCGGUUGAACCAGGAGGUCUCGGGAGGGCGGGAGAGAAAUUCGGGAUGCCGGCCUUUAAGGGAGAGGGAGAGAUCAUCACCUUGGCUCAUCCCAUUACCUCAGUUGGUCCCUGGUCACCAAAUAGCACCAAAUAGGUCAGAGAAGGAGGGAAAGGUUUGCCUCCUGACCCGCCCCAGGGAAGACGCAGCUGGCCCCCCGCGAUCCAAAUCCGGCCCGAGGCCCUGGGCCAUCAGGAGCAGAGGGCAUCCGGGGCACUGGCCUGUGGAUGCCGGGACAAGGACAACGAGGGUUCGUGCUGGAGUCCGCUCGUGACCUGGUGACUGCCGCACGAUCUAAUGAGCAGUAUUGGCAAGUAGGUAAAAGAGCAAGAGGCGGUCGCUCUGGGUCGUAAGCGCCAGAAGGGGAGGUUAAACUCGAGGAGAGACGGCCUGCUACAAAGUGGUGAUUUAUGAAUAAAACCAAUAUUCAACUAAAUGCACAAAAGGUAUGAAAUGUAACCAUGUCUAGAUUGCCAUGUUGUAGCUGAACAAUAAUUCUGUGCCAAUAAAUGACACCAAAAGUUCAA